Molecule: messenger RNA, 219 nt
Organism: Heterobasidion irregulare TC 32-1
Lineage: Eukaryota; Fungi; Basidiomycota; Agaricomycetes; Russulales; Bondarzewiaceae
Exons: 2
Coding region: 1-219 (72 amino acids)
Source: RefSeq, a predicted model, not a curated record
AUGCUCAUCACCGCUGUUUGCUAUGAUGGCAAGGCAUGUGCACUCCUGGAGGGUAUUGCCGAUUCUGGUGGCAUAGAAGAUGUCAGCACCAGUGUCACCAACUUCACUGUAGAUACCAGCACCAGAGGCAAGCCCAAAGCAGUUGCAUAUGUCAAUUACAAAGCAGUCAUGCCCUUCGAGGCAGAUGACAAGGCCCAGCCAAUGCUCUGGGAUAAUUAG